Molecule: messenger RNA, 1640 nt
Organism: Leguminivora glycinivorella
Lineage: Eukaryota; Metazoa; Arthropoda; Insecta; Lepidoptera; Tortricidae
Exons: 3
Coding region: 262-1230 (322 amino acids)
Source: RefSeq, a predicted model, not a curated record
CAAGAGCGAUAGAGAUAGAUAUCUACUAGCGUUUCGUUUCGUGAGCGUUUCUUGAGCGUUUGUGCCAUUCAGCUACACACCCUUAUUUUUCUGGCGGCCGGCGUUUAAUUUUUUUGCACACUAUACAUAAGAUGUAUGCAACUUUUCUAUAAAUCGGUGGCUCAUCACUCCUCACAUCAUUUGAUGACUUACUGAUCUCGGGUUCUGAGCAACGUGCCAAUUGAAAUUAAAACCUUUUUUUGAGGCAAUUUAUAAACGAACAUGUUGAUGCUUUUGGCACUUGUGGGCGCGUUAGCUUCGGCGCGCGCCGACUGUAAUGCCUGCUUCCGAGGAGUUUGCCACGUGAAAAAGGUUGUACUCGAAGGAUUCCGUGUCACCGACCAGCUUGCCAUCGACCGCACCAACAACAUCCUCUACGCUCAACUCGACUACCGCACCGCAGCCAUCUUCCUCGAUGAAGCCAGGAUGAGAACCGUCCACGAUCUAAAUUCAACAGGGUUAACAGUGGAUCAAAAGAACCAAGUCUUGUACUCAAGUUUAAACGGUGUCAUAUACAAACAUAUAUACCAAGAACACGGUUACGCCACAGAAACAGCAUUUAAACUAGAUCGACCAACAACACCUGCUAGACUGCGCUAUGAAGAUGUCCUUUAUAUGAUCAACAAGGAUGGCAGUUCGGCUUACUACCAUGAGAAUUCAAAUUCCUUCGCUGGUUACAACAACUUAGAAAACUACGCUGUUUCCGACAUGGCCAAUGUACAAAAUAUAACCAACUGGUUCUUUGUUUCUGGUAAUAAACUUUACAGAUAUGUCGAGGACUACUAUCGCAUAUCUUGGCACCUUAUCUCUGGCAACAAGCACAUUCUAUCUAUUGGUAAACAUGGAGACGUAUAUUUCGGAGCCGCCGAUGAGAAAGUUAUUUAUAAGUUAGAUAGAGAAACAAUGGAAUUGGCAAAAUAUGGUGAUUAUAUGGAUGGUUGGGUGGUGGAUUUUGUGUUUGAUAGAGAUGAAAACAUCGUUUUUCUUGAUGCUAAUGGAAGCGUGGCACGAUGGGUACCGAGCGGAGGGGCAUGCAUUGAGUCAUUUCAAAAUUCGAUCGCCAAUCAUGCAGAAGUAGUUUUGGAUUCUGAUGGUCAAAAUUCGCGAGAUCGCGCAGUUGUCAAAGGAUACGCAAAUGACCAUUUAAUUGAUUGGCACAAGAUAAGUGACCAAAUCAACGACUCCAACUGAGGAACAAAAUAGUGAAGAAGUAGUACGUUGUAUGUCAUUAGAUGAUGACUUACCUUACACGACUGGUUCUGUUCUGAGCUUCUGAGUGAAGAAAUACGAGUAAUUACCUGCCAUUAUUAAUAUUUGUUUCUUAGAUAUAUUGAUUGCGACUGGUAUUUGAAAAGGCCUGAUUUUGAUUAACACUUUCGCUACCAAGAACCCGACUGUCGGGUACACCGCUCGUAGAAGCGUAGCCGAUUACAUGGGUUUCCCCGUAUGUAGCGAAAAUGUCGUAGCGCCGCGUAGAGCCCGGUUUCGAAAGUGUUAAUAUUUUUGUAGUUUAAUUUUUAAAGUGCCAUGUGAUCCUAUGUACAAGCUAUACGCAAACAACUUCGUAACCAUGGUUCGCAAUAAAUGAUUAUCUUAUCUUA